Messenger RNA from Pseudozyma flocculosa PF-1, 4314 nucleotides. RefSeq lists its product as uncharacterized. The transcript is spliced from 2 exons. The record is from RefSeq and is a predicted model, not a curated record. Lineage: Eukaryota; Fungi; Basidiomycota; Ustilaginomycetes; Ustilaginales; Ustilaginaceae. The coding region runs from base 1 to 4314 and encodes 1437 amino acids.
AUGCCUGCCUUGUUCUCUAAGCGCACAGCCAAGGGCAAAGGCAGCGCCGGACUGUCCAAGGGCGGCUUCGGCUCGACUUCGACGGGCGAUCUCAAGCGCAUCGACCUCCUCACCCCUUCGCCCAGCUUGGCGGACGCACACCCGCUCCCCGCCGUGCCAACAAAGGACGACCUGCCGCCGCUCCCGCUCUCGGCCAACGAUGCCUACCUCAAUGUCAGCCAAGGAUCCAGCGGACCCCAGUCCGCCGGCAGCCAGCACUCUGAGUUUGGCCGGCUCGACAACCCGACGCUCCGCGCAAAGGCCUCGUCGCCCAGCCUGCCGACAGCCAGGAAGGGCGGCGCCGGGACCCCCAACCACCUCACCAUUCACGGAUCGGCCUUUGGCAGCCUGCGCCGUUCCAAAUCCAAGACCGCAGAGUCGCUCCGGCCGCUCUCGCCGCCCAUGACUUCGUCGGCCGCUUUUUCAAUCCGCAGCUUCAGCGAAAGCGCGAAAAAGACGCUCGAGACGCCGUCGUAUGGCUACACGCCUCAGUCGACCGACGUGCAGCUAGAUCCGUCCAGGGUGCUGCCAAUCCUCGAAGCAUGUGGCGACCAGAUCCGCAAGAGAGGUCUCGACUCGCCUCUGAUCUUUUCGUCGAUGGCCCUCGACCUGAAUCCGGACAGCGCCACCUCGCUGAUCAAGGCCUUUCAGAACGGAUCGGCGCCGGCCAGCCGGCAGACGCUGCCCGCGGCAUUUUUGGAAGAGGUGCAGUACGCCAACCCGCACGACCUGGCCGCCGUCAUCAAGUGGGCGUUUGCGCGGAUGGGCCGGGUGCUCGCCGUCCCGAUCCCUUCGACGGUGCCCGCCAAGAAGGGCGAGGUGCGCGAGGAGAUGGUCUACAUCCAGCAGCGCGGCUUCCUCGACAUGGACCUCUACAUGGCGUGGCGCGAGAGCGAGCGGCGGUCCCGGCAUCCUCCCGACGCCUUCAACUCGUUUUUGCAGCAGCUCCAGACCCCGACGGCGCAGCUGCUCUCUUCGCUCUUCUCGCUCCUCUCGUCCACCGCAUCCUACUCGCUCAAGAACGGCAUGGUCCCCGCCAAGCUCGCCAAGCACUUUGGCCCGCUGCUCUUCGGCCUGCCGGAGGACGAGACGUUUGCCCGCACCUACGACGCCUUUGUGCGCGCCAGCAACGCCGCCGAGCACCUCCUGCUCGCCUACAUCCGCAGCCAGGCCGCCGUGUCUGCGCAGCCGCCCAAGCUGAUGGACCACGUCGCCGGCUACCCCACGAUGCUGGCCACCGACAUUGCCAUGCCGGGCAAGCAUGCCAAGAUGGUGCCCGUCGUCCAGAUCGAGCGCCAGGUGCGCCUCUACAGCCCAGACCUCGUCCACACGGCGUGCGAGAUUGAUCUGGACGUCGAGUGCCCCGAGUGGGACGCGUGUCGCCACGACAGCGACCGCCACGGCAAGGACCCGCAGCUGUCGGACCGCUUCCGGAAGCUCAUCAACCUCCGCGGCGGCGGCGCGCAGGGGAGAGGCAAGGUGCCGAGCGGCGUCGUCGCCUUCGGCCAGACGGCGGCCGAGGACGCCGAGGUCAAGGUCUAUGGCUCGCUCGUGUCCAAGCAGUGGGGCGACUUUCUCGCCGACGGCUUCACCGCCCCGGACGAGACCAAACUCGCAUUUGACCUCAACGAGAGCGCGCGCAAGGGCCGCCAUCAGAAGCGCGACACGGUGCAGUGGACCGAGUUUCAGUCGCUUGGCUUCGACUCGGCCGACGACGGCCUCGACACUGUGCUCAGCUUUGACGACGGGCUCAAGCAGGAAGUCGAGAACUGGCCCGACGAGCGCGAGCGUAUCCUGAGCAGGCUUCGCGAACGCCAAAAGGCGCUGCCGCCGUUCCACUACGACACCACGCCUCGCCUGAUCGCGAGCCCGUCGCGCGCCGGCGACGCCGCCGGCACCUGCGAUGGUCACCCCAUCUCGCGGAUGGACGAGGCGUUCGGAGACGUAUGGGCCGACUACCUGGUCGGCGCUGGGUGGAGCAACCGCGACGAGCUCACCCACCGCACCUCGAACUUUGCCGUGCUGCAGUACAAGAGCCGGCCGGGCCCCUCGACGGUCGGCUCGCAAAGCGCAGGCUCGAGCCUGUCGGCGCCCACGCGCUUCGUGGUGCCGCGCCGGGACGAGUUGGGCCAGGACAUUCCCGAGGACCCGCGCACCGAUGCCGCCUGGUUCGUCAUCCAGGAGGUGGUGCCCCAGCUUUACCGCGCCGAGCUCGAGGUGGCCGGACGCGGCAAGAGCAGGGGCAACGCCAUGGUGCGCAAGUUCACCAUGUUCCGCUCCAAGAAGGAUCGGUACCAGGACGACUAUUUGACCGGCGCCGAGUCGGAUCCCUUCCGACCUGGGUACGGCGGCGAGACCAAGCACAUCCGGCUGAGCGACAUCGGCUCGCGCACUGAACUCAUCGACGGGGCUAGCGGCCCGAAUCGCUACGACGCGUACGCCGACCCGAGGCCCUCGCGCCUGGCGCAGAGCCAGAGCCACAGCCGGUUGCAUGUCUCGGACGAUGCGACGUUGGCCCAGCAGGGCCGACCCAGCGCCGACAGCAACCACGCGCAAUUCCGCAGCGAGGGCAGCAACGGCACCGGACAAAGGCUGAUGUCGACGCUACGGGCCAAGAGCAUGCGCGUGGUCAAGGGCGCCAAAAAGUCGUCGUCUCAUCUAGACGGUGCCCCGCCACAGCAGCAUGGCAUCUCGAGCGCGUUCCACCAGACGGGCGGCCGCGCGCAGAACGGUGGCCACGAUGCCGACGCUUCCUUCACCUCGGAGGACUUCGAGGUCCGCAGCGUUCACGACUCAGACGACCCAGACGCGGCCGAGCUCGAAGGACGGGGCGGUGCACAGCGGAAGCGCAAGAACCUUGGCGGCCUCUUGGGCGCCCAGGAGAAGCAGGAUACCAAGGACGACGCCUGGCUCGACGUGCUUUUCAAGGCCAACGAGAACCGGAUGACGGGUCAGGACGUCGCAUGGAGGGCGCCGAGGAAGAGCAACGGCCUGCGCGUCGCCGGCGCGGCGAAUGUCGCCACGACGGCCAAUGGCCUGACCGAGACGGCCGUGCCCGAUGCAACGUCGGCGAGCAUGACCAAGACUCUGGCUCUCGACACCGACGCAGUGUCUCGCGACGAGCCCCAAAGCUUUGACACGCCGCGAGCGUCGACGCCGCCUCAGUUUCCUCCGCUCCAGAGCAGUGGGUCCCGGCCGGACGCCGCCACCGCAGAGCACGAGCCCGAGCUGGACCGCAUCGACAGCCCAUCGAGUAGCCGGGCCGAGCUCGACAGCCGCUACCUCGACCGAUCGUCGAGCACGAUUGAUGCAAACGCCAAGACCGAGACGGCCGACACGUCGCUCGUCCUUCCGGCUCCGCCCAUCGAGGUCAGCAGCGGGCGCAGUUCGCCCCUGCAGCCCUCGCCGUCCAUCGCCGAACACUCUCCGCUGCGGUCCACGCUGCGCCCUGUGGCCAGCAAGGAGGCGCAGCCCAAGGCGACAAUCGACACGAGGGCGCUGGUCGAGUCGCUCCGCGCUGGUCUGAGCCCCGUCGAGGCGGUCCGCAAGAGCAAGGCGAUGGCGCCUGCCUCUCCGGCCUCUGAGACUUCGGCCUCGCGGAUCGACCCUUUCUCAAAGGAUCGGACCGCGGGGCGCGUCGCCACCGUUGCCAGCCGUUUCGGAGGCAAGGGUGCGCCAAAGAGCCCGCUCGAGCCCCUGUCUCCGACGCGCGUCGGGCCUAUCGCGCCGCCGCCCAAGAGCCCCAAGCGCGCCCUCGCCGCUGCGGCUCUGAUCGCUGAGCCCGACGUGUCAUCGUCGUCGACAGCGACAACGACGACGACGACGACGACGACCACACCCGUCGAUGCGCCCAUGACUGCCGAGGCCAGCGUCGAUUCGCCCGACGUCACACUGAGCCCCAUUCGCCGCCGCCACGUGAGCUCGGGCGCCGAGCCGCUGUCGCCCACCAAGACGAUUGACUCGUACGUCGACCAGGACUCGAUCUACCCGGAAGAUGCGGCGUCCAACUACCACUUUUCCGGCGAGCCCGCCGACGCGGUCGGCGGCGACGAAGAAGAGGAGGAGGUGACGAGCGACCCGCCGCGAGAGUGGCGCCUCGUCCCGCGCUCUGGCGACAACGGUCAGGGCUUUGCCGAAGACUAUGGCCGCGCCGAGGAGGAGGACGAGGUGUACGCCAUGCCGACGGGCUACCGCGAGCCGUAUCAGCCGGGCAUGCCGCUCGACAACGUCAUGGAAGAGUCGGAGAGCGUGCUGAGCGGCAGCAACAACCUCUGA